GUUUUACCUCUAAUAUGUCCCAAUCGCGCAUUCUGCAUUGCAUUGACUGGGUUCCCUCUUGUAGCGCAUGCUAGUGACAAUAAACCUUACACCCGGGAACAGGAUGCCACUUCCACGCAGGUAUGGUCGGCUUCCAGUAUGUUACCAUCACCCAGUCACAACUCCGGGUUCCCGGUCCACCGUCUCCUGAAGUUGUGGCGGCGGCUCUAUUUGCUCACUAUGCCUUGUCUGAUCUCUUUUUCCAGGACAGCUCCCCUUUAAACCCUCUGAUCGGUGUGUCAGACACUGCGAACACUGAGGCCUUCGCCGGUCUUCAGCCACACACAGAAUUCCGACCCUAUGUCUCUCCUUUUUCUUUAUACCCCUCCUUGUAUUCACUUGCAUCAACCCAUUUCUCUCGUCCUUCCUCGGCUUCUUCGUAUUCCUUAUCCUCCGCUGUUAUCAAUGAAGUGAAACGGCUUGAUUACGGGCUGCUGCGCCAGUCACACAUUUCUUCCCUUUCAGAUCCAGACCUGCGCUGCUGUCGUUUCGAGUUUUCAGGUGAUGGAACUUGUUCUGAUCCAGACUGCAAGGAUCUACACCAUCGCGAUGUCGAGCCCAGCGAUGAAGAAGUAGCCAAUUUUGCCGCGCCCUCUUUUCCAGAAUUUCCCUCAGAGCAGCUGAAGAAUGCUCUGAUGUUAACAUCAUCUUCGGCUGUCAUGUCGUCCGAGACAUCUGCUACCUCAGCAGAUCCAGUGCAACGGCGACUGAUGGUUGCGGUCCGCUUGCUUUUGGUACACAAAGGCAUUUCUUGAUUUGAUGGGUGUUACACCCCUAUCUCUUUUUCACCCUUCGUGGGUGUUUC
Molecule: messenger RNA, 844 nt
Organism: Cantharellus anzutake
Lineage: Eukaryota; Fungi; Basidiomycota; Agaricomycetes; Cantharellales; Hydnaceae
Exons: 3
Coding region: 123-794 (223 amino acids)
Source: RefSeq, a predicted model, not a curated record